Messenger RNA from Spirometra erinaceieuropaei, 1032 nucleotides. The record is from the annotation of a GenBank genome assembly. NCBI's taxonomy places the organism in Eukaryota, Metazoa, Platyhelminthes, Cestoda, Diphyllobothriidea, Diphyllobothriidae.
AUGGAAAAAGUAUACUGGAAGUGUCCUGACACUCUGUCACCAAAAGAUGCACUUUCUGUCAUCAGUGCCCUCAUGAGUGGUUUCAGCCUGAUGCUAAAUCUUGGUUUGCUGAUUCUCCUCUUCUUUUUAAAAGGUAGAUCAAGGAUAUUUCUGUUCCAGCUACGUACCCUGAAUGCCUCUGCGGCCCUCUACAGUUUCAUUAGAACCUGUGACGGUGUUAUACCCCGACGACUAUAUUACAUCAAUCCUAUCUUCGCCCCGAUUAUGUGCCACAUAUGGACCAGCAGAUAUCUCGCUGCCGUCACUUACACAUUUGCGGUCCUAAUCCUGAAUUUCACAGUUGGAAACAGAGCAAUUCAGAUUGUCUGCAGAUAUCAGCACUCAUUCUCUACCUCGCUGUUCGCCGAUCUCGCCUACUUGGGUGGAAUGGGCCUAACGAGCAUCAUCUGUAUUAUUCCCCGAGUAUUUAUAAUGCACUGGGAUGGCAAAUAUUGUCUUUGUCGUGAUACAAACUUGUCCUACGAAGCACUUGUGUUUAUCUACAGUGAGGUAUUUGUUCGCUUUGGUCUGACUGCAAUUAUCAGUGUCACCAUCCUGAGCAUCUCCUGUUACAAAAUUAUCGACUGGGUGCGCAACACGCCAGCAGACCAGCUUUCGGACACCUGGAACACUCUGACUCUUCCUGGCACCACAGAGGAGCAGCUGGAGGCCUUCAGCCGACCCCAGGGUUGGUUGACGGCAUCUCUCUGUACUGUACCGCUGUCGGUUAUUUUUCUAACAGUCAGCAUCUACGACACAGGGCAUAAAUUUAUAUGUGCUGUGGGAUUGUGCACAAUAGUGGCCACCUCUCCAUUCUACGUGCUGGAUCGCGUUUUACUUGAGCUUAAUCUAAUCGUCCUACCUAUCGUCAUUAUUAUCUACAUUCCGGUACUGCGGGAGCUUGCUAUGCGUUCCUGCCUACGACUCAUCUCGCUCUGUGUGAGGUCAUGGAAUGCGCCGAUCGAUGAACAGCUGGACAGCCGGAUUCCCUAG